Molecule: messenger RNA, 1909 nt
Organism: Arachis ipaensis
Lineage: Eukaryota; Viridiplantae; Streptophyta; Magnoliopsida; Fabales; Fabaceae
Source: RefSeq, a predicted model, not a curated record
UCUUUAGCUUAAAAAAAAGGGAGCUUUUUUAUGAACCCGCGCUCUUACACAGAGACGCUGAUGAGAGCAGUUGAAGACGGUGGCGGCAUGGAGGACGAGGAGAUGGUGGUUCCGACGGCGGAAAGCGGCAGCAGAGGCUCCAAUGCUUCUUCAUCGGAGGAAUGUCCGUUCCGAUUGCUGCGAGACGCGAAGGCUUCGGCAGAGAGCAUCGUGGCGGAGAUGUUGUCUAUUAAGAGAGAUGGAAAACCCAAAUCGCUCCUCAGAGAACUCAUUUCUCAGAUGCUCCUUCAAUUCCUCAAUCUCCGUCAGAUAAAUCGUUCUAUACUGGUUGAGGAAGAACGUGUUAGAAGCGAAACUGAAAAUGCAAAGGUGCCUUUGGAGUCUACAACCCUGCAGCUUCACAAUCUGAUGUAUGAGAAGAGUUAUUAUGUCAAAGCAAUAAAGGCUUGCAAAGAAUUAACAACAAAAUAUCCUGAUAUUGAAUUGGUGUCCGAGGAAGAGUUUUUUCGUGAUGCGCCUGAAGAAGUCAAGGGCUGUGUUCUGUCAAAUCACAGUGCUCAUGAUCUGAUGCUUAAAAGGCUCAAUUUUGAGCUAUCCCAGCGCAAAAAGCUCUGUAAACUUCAUGAAAAACUAGAACAAAAGAAGAAAACCCUUUCGGAGACAAUUGCAAAGCGAAAGAAGUUUUUGUCAACACUCCCUUCAAAUUUCAAGCCCCUUAAGAAAGCUUCCUUACCAGUACAAAAUCAACUAGGCUUGGAGCAUACUAAGAAAAUAAAGAGGCAUCAUUCUGCGGAAUUGCUUCCACAACCUCUUUAUGUAAUUUUCUCACAGUUGUCAGCUCAAAAGGAAGCAUUUGGAGAAGCUAUUGAUCUGGAGAUUAUAGGAAGCGUGAAAGAUGCUCAAGCGUUAGCACAUCAUCAAGCUCUUAAGGACAAUGGUAUUUCCACAGGUUCCGAAUUGGAAGAUGAUGAACACAAUGAAGAUGCUCAGAGACCGGGCAAAAGGCUGAGGAGGGUUCAAGACAGAGAGAGUCUUGACCAGGCAGGAAUAUUUGAAGUUCAUCCACUUCAAAUUGUUCUCCAUGUUUAUGACAAUGAGGUUUCUGAACUGAAGUCUGCAAAACUCAUUACUCUGAAAUUCGAGUACAUAUUGCAGUUGAAUAUUAUAUGUGUUGGAACGGAAGAAUCCAACAAUGGUCCAGAGAAUGACAUUUUAUGCAAUUUAUUCCCUGACGACACUGGUUGCGAGCUUCCUCACCAGUCAGCCAAACUCUUUGUUGGGGAUUCCAUAAUGUUCAUUCGUGAUAGAACUUCCCGCCCUUACAAAUGGGCUCAACACCUUGCCGGAAUCAAUUUCUUGCCAGAGGUGUCUCCUCUGCUGCUGAUGAGCCGUGAAACUCAAGAGAACAGUGAUGCAGCCAAGGAUGAAGAUGUUAUAUCUGGCUUUUUGCCAAACCGCCAACACAUCCGAGUACAUACAAUUCUGCAGAGAAUUCGUUCAAGGAGAAAAACUCAGUUGGCUCUCUCCUGAGUCACUACUAUACUGUGCUUAUAGUUUUAGAAUAUGAAGGACUCUUCUGGGUAUUCAGUGAAGAAAUGCUUUCUAAUACUUAUUUAUUUUUAGUCCCACCUUUACUUUGGUUCCUACUUGUCCUUGGUGUAAAUUUUUGUAGUGUAUCUUGUAUGUGAAUUGUCUAACCCAGAGGAAUAAGUUUAAAAGGGUAUGUUGCAGGUCCACCCACAUUCUUGAUAAUAUGCUAGUGUUGUUUUUGGUAGAACUAUUCUUAAUUCUUACUAUUAUUUUGUUUUAGAAUCUACUUAAGUUGUAAAAUAAUGGUGUCCAGGCUUAUAGGUUAUAGCGAAAGAAAUAUUUAAUAUCAAGAAGGAGCAAGAGAAAGGAAAGUUCAUGA